Molecule: messenger RNA, 4730 nt
Organism: Amphibalanus amphitrite
Lineage: Eukaryota; Metazoa; Arthropoda; Thecostraca; Balanomorpha; Balanidae
Product: mucin-5AC-like
Exons: 7
Coding region: 1-4590 (1529 amino acids)
Source: RefSeq, a predicted model, not a curated record
AUGCAGCAACAACAGACACUGCCCAUACAGUCACAACAGACACUACACAUGCAUCCACAACAAAUACUACGCAUGAAGCAACAACAGACACUAUUAAUGCAACUACAACAGACACUACACAUGCAGCCACAACAGACAUUACCCAUUCAGCAACAACCAACACUACCUAUACAGUCACAACAGACAGUACGCAUGCAGCAACAACAGGCACUACCCAUACAAUCACAACAGACACUACACAUGCAGCCACAGCACACACUACAGAUGCACCCACAACAGGCACUACACAUGCAGCCACAACAGAUGCUACCCAUGAAGCAGCAACAGCCACUACACCUGUCAACAACAGACACUACCCACAUAGUCACAACAGACACUACCCAUGCAGACAAAAUAGACAUUUCACAUGCAGCCACAACAGGCACCACACAAGCACCCACAGCAGACACUACAUAUACAGCAACGACAGACACUACACAGGCAGUCACAACGGGCACUACUCAUGAACCAAAAACAGACACUACACAUGCACCCACAACAGACACUACACAUACACCCACAACAGGCACCACACAUGCGCCCACUACAAGCACAACAACAGCAUUACCAACAACAACAUACAUUACAGCAACAACAUACAUUACCAAUGCAACUGAAACAGACACUAUAUAUGCAACCACAACUGACAUUACGCAUGUUACCACAACAGACACUACACUUGUAGCAACAACAGACACUACUAAUGCAACUACAACGGGCACUACACAUGCAGCCACAAUAGACACUACACAUGCAGCCACAACUGACAUUACACAUGCAGCCGCAACAGACACUGUCCAUGCAGCAACAACAGACACUACCAAUGCAACUGCAACAGACACUACACAUGCAGCAGCAACAGACGCUACACAUGCCGCCACGACAGACACUACAUAUUCAGCCACAACUGACAUUACUUAUCCAGAAACUACGCAUGCAGCUACAACUGACAUAACGCGUUCAGGCACUACACAUGCAGCCACAACAGGCACUACCCAUGAAGCAGCAACAGACACUGCCCAUACAGUCACAGCAGACACUACGCAUGCAGACACAGCAUACACUGCACAUGCAGCCACAACAGGCACUACCCCUGAAGCAACAAAAGAAACUACACAUGCAGCUACAGCAGGCACUACGCAUGCAGCUGCAACAGACACUACACAUACAGCGACAACUGAUACAACUUAUCCAGGCACUACACAUGCAGUCACAACUGACACUAUGCAUAUAGACACUACAUAUGCAGCUACAAUUGUCACUUCUUAUCCAGACACUACACAUGCAGCCAUAACAGACACUACACAUGCAGCAACAGCUGACACUACCAAUGCAACUGAAACAUACACUACACAUGUAGCCACAAGUGACAUUGAACAUGUAGCCACAACAGAGACUACACAUGUGGCAACAAUCGACACUAUAAAUGAAGCAACAACAGACACUAUUAAUGCAGCUACAACAUACACUACACAUGCAGCCACAACAGACACUAUGCAUGCAGCUACAACAGACACUACGCAUGCAGCCGCAACAGACACUACGCAUGCCGUCCCAACUGAUACAACUCAUCCAGACACUACACCUGCAGCUACAACUGUCACUAUGCAUUCAGACACUACACAUGCAGCCACAAUUCAUACAGCUUAUCCAGACACUACACUUGCAGCCACAACUGACACUAAGCAUUCAGACACUACACAUGCAGCUACAACAAACACUACACACGUAGUUGCAACAGAUACUACACAUGCCGCUGCAACAGACACUACACAUGCAGCAGCAACAUACACUACAAAUGCAACUGAAACAGAUACUUCACAUGCAGCCACAACUGACAUUACGCAUGUAGCCACGACAGAUACCAUACAUGUUGGAACAACCGACACUACACAUGUAGGAACAACAGACACUAUUAAUGCAACUACAACAGGCACUACACAUGCAGCCAUAAGAGACACUAUGCAUGCAGCUACAACAGAUACUACGUAUGCAGCCGCAACAGACACUACACAUGCAGCCACAACUGGCACUACGCACCCAGAGACUAUGCAUUCAGCUACAACAGACAUUUCUUAUCCAGACACUACACAUGCAGCCGUAAUAGACACUACACAUGCAGCUACAACUGACACUUCUUAUCCAGACACUUCACAUGCAGUCACAACAGAUUCUACACAUGAAGUUACAACAGACACUACACAUGCAGCCACAACAGGCACUACACAUGUAGCCGCAACAGACACUACACAUGCACCAACAACAGGCACUACACACGCAGCCACAACAGACACUUUACAUGUAGCAACAACAGACACCACACAUGCAGCUAUAGCAGACACUACUCAUGCAGCCACAACAGACACUACACAUGCUUCCACAACAGGCAUUGCCCAUGCAGCAACAACAGACACUACCAAUACAGUCACAACAGACACUACGCAUGCAGCAACAACAGACACUGCCCAUACAGUCACAACAGACACUACACAUGCAUCCACAACAGAUACUACGCAUGAAGCAACAACAGACACUAUUAAUGCAACUACAACAGACACUACGCAUGCAGCCACAACAGACAUUACCCAUUCAGCAACAACAGACACUACCUAUACAGUCACAACAGACAGUACGCAUGCAGCAACAACAGGCACUACCCAUACAAUCACAACAGACACUACACAUGCAGCCACAGCAGACACUACAGAUGCACCCAUAACAGGCACUACACAUGCAGCCACAACAGAUGCUACCCAUGAAGAAGCAACAGCCACUACACCUGUAGCUACAACAGACGCUAUACAUGCAGCCACAACAGACGCUACACACGCGCCUAUAACAGACAUUACCCAUUCAGCAACAACAGACACUACCCACACAGUCACAACAGACACUACCCAUGCAGACACAAUAGACAUUUCACAUGCAGCCACAACAGACACCACACAAGCACCCACAGCAGACACUACAUAUACAGCAACGACAGACACUACACAGGCAGUCACAACAGGCACUACUCAUGAACCAAAAACAAACACUACACAUGCACCCACAACAGGCACUACACAUACACCCACAGCAGACACCACACAUGCUCCCACAACAGGCACUACUCAUGCAGCAACAACAAAAACUACACAUGCACCCACAACAGACACUUCACAUACAGCAACGACAGACACUACACAGGCAGCUACAAAAGACAUUACUCAUGCAACAACGACAGACAUUACACCUGCACCCACAACAGACACUUCACAUACAGCAACGACAGACACUACACAGGCAGCUACAAAAGACAUUGCACAUGCAGCAACGACAGACACUACACAUGCACCCACAACAGACACCACCCAUGCAGUCACAACAGACACUGCACAUGCAGCAACAACAGAUACUACGCAUCCAGACACUACACCUGCCACCACAACAGACACUACCCAUGCAGCAACAAUAGACACUACACAUUCACAAGAGAUCACCUCAGGAAGUACCUCGUUGGUGAGCACGACCUCCGGGACGACAGAAUCGUUCUACACCGUCUCACCCAUGAGCUCUACGUCAGAACGGACAACAACUCCGCCGGAUGAGUUCACCUGCAGGUGGGACAAUAUGACUGCGAGCAGCAGUGGAAUCAUGCUGCGGGACCCGUCACGCUGCCUGCACGUAGAGUGCUGGCACACCAUGUACGGUGCCUUCAUCGACGUCACAAUCGUCCAUGAAGCAAGGGGAUGUUGCGAGCUACAAAAUAACGAAAUGGUGCCAACUGGAUACGUCACAAGCACAAAAGGAGGCAGGAAGAAGCGCUGUAUCUUCGGCAAAUGGCACACUCAAUAUCUCGAUGCUGCAAAAGGCAUGAAUGCGAGCCAGGCGUUAUCAUUCAAGAACAAGACAUACCACUUCUUCCCGAGGAUGACUCCGAUCGAUGAGGCCUUGGAAAUAUGCGAGAAGAUCAACGGCACACUGGCGGUGCCGGACAACCGCGAGCAGGAGCUCGAGCUGGGGGAGCUGGGAGCCGAGGGCUUUGGUGGACAAGCAACGUUUUACGUUAACCAGGACAAGAUUCAACAGCAUGUUCUGAACCUAGAUGACCAAGGGGGUCAACAUAACUACAUCGUAUACCCACACGAUACAAGGAAAAUGAUGCAAAUUAAUUUGAACAAGCCAGAAAGUGACUAUGCUAUCCGAUCAUCUGAUGAGGACAUAGAGCGACUAAGUGUGCCAAUAUGCGAGGAUGGCGGUGCUGACGAAACUAUUCCAGAAUACUUUACCAAUCUGGUGAGCAUCGGAACUCUCAGCGAACAAGGCUUACCCAAGGAGGCUGCCUACUGGGCGAUGCGUCAUGACAAGGACGCCAAAACGCUGGCCAGAAUGCAGGAAUGGCGUCUGCCACCGGUGCCGCGUAAAUUCCAAGAAGGACAUACCAACAUCGGCAAGGAACUUAGUCGCUGGGGGCAAAUUCAUCGGGAUAUCACUGAAGCCUUCAAGCAAAGGAAAGCUUUUAGAGAUCCCCUUCCCAUAUACAAAGCAAAUUAUUUUAACGUAAAAUGAUUUGAUGUUGCUAUGAUUCUUGCCCUUUAUGAACACGACGUGCAUGUUGAAAUGCCGGAAGGUCUAUCCAUCACUGCUCCUGUACAAAACGUCAUUAGUCAUUUGUCGUCGGACAUACAUAAACUUUUACUCAGUCGCAA